CUGUCACGGUACCGCGCAUGUACUGUGGCCCACGUCGGUACCUCUACAUACAUACCCAUUGCAUGCAUUAAGUACACCUCAACCGCCGAUUCUGCACCCAACGCAAAACGCAGGGCAGCCCAUCAAGCGACACAAGCACCUCAAUCAAAUCACCACUACAUACAGUCCAGAAUUACUUCGAUCCGACCUGGAGAUCUCAAAUUGCCCAUUCAAAACUCUGCCAGUCCGUUGGCUCACCUGCAUCAUUGAACUACCUCUACCUCAUCAUACGUACCUCGGCCGUCAUCUUUGCUCUGUCGCCGACCGCUAUCUAGCACGUUCCCCCUUCUCUUCUUUUUUUUUCUUUUUGCGCUCCCUUUUCUCGACACUUCCGGCGGCUUCAUCUCUCUUUUCGUCUCAGUAAUCAGCACCCCAGGACAAAUAUACAAACACCACAUCUCCUCACCAUUUCUCACCUUCAAGGGAACAACACUUCCUGACGGGUCAUUGUGCCCUGUUACAUAGAAGAGAGAGAGAGAGAGAGUACACUUUGGCUUGCCAUACAUGCCUGCCUCUCAUACCUUGGGAUCUUCAAACCAGGACAGUUAUCCGUCUUACAGAGCAAUGGAAGGUCAUCAUGGGCCCGGGGGACCCAAUCUAGUCCCUGGGUAUAUGGAAAACGGACGCUUCUAUGGGGAGUAUAAGAAAGGGCAAUACAUGUUCCCUAUCGAUGAGCUGGAGAAAGAUAGACUCGACAUGUUUCAUCAUUUCUUUUUGCUCGCUCGCAACCAGCAACUCUUCUCAGCACCGUUCCCGAAUCAGGAAAGUCCGCGGAUCCUCGACCUGGGAUGUGGAACCGGAAUAUGGGCAAUUGAUAUGCAAGAUAAAUAUCCAGUGCUUGGUCAAGUCACUGGUGCGGAUCUUGCUCUUAUCCAGCCAGAAUUUAUCCCGCGCAACCUCGUAUUCAAGCCCAUGGAUAUUGAAGAGCCGUGGCUGGAACUGAGCGGAUGUGCUUAUGACCUCAUUCACCUACGUACACUGAAUGGUAGCAUCUCCGACUGGCCAUUUGUGUAUGACCAGAUAUACAGACACCUGAAGCCCCAUUGCGGAUUUGUCGAGCAGGUGGAAAUCGAUUGGGUACCACGCAGUGAUGAUAGGAGUCUGCCACCGGAUUCUCAUUUCUUACGAUGGGCCGAAGCGCUGGUGGAGGCAAUGGAUAGAGCUGGGCGCCCAAUGAGACUGGACAGCCAUCGCGUCCAGCAGCAAAUGAGACAGGCUGGCCUGGUGGAUCUUCACGAGCAGGUUAUCAAGGUUCCUAUCAAUGGAUGGCCAGAGGAUGCUCAUGAACGCGAGAUUGGGCGAUGGUUUAAUCUUGGUCUCACUCAAGGUCUAGAAGCUCUAACCUUGGCGCCCUUCACCCGGAUUCUCGGUUAUACCCCAGACGCUGCGAGGAACCUCAUCAGCCACGUGAAGGAGGAAAUUCGGUCGCGGAAAAUACGCGCGUAUUGUACACUGCACAUUUUCACGGCGAGAAGACCAGCAUGAAGCCACUUUGGUGGGUUCUGUCCGAUACACUGUUAUCUUUUUGCGCUUUAUGCAAUGGUACAUACAAUGGUUUCAACAGCAGCGGAGUUCGUGUCGACGGCGUUAAGGGAGGUCAUUGUUGGGUUUCUCCUUUUUGGUACUGGCCACUGUCCCUUCCUCACCCCAUACACUUGUCAGAUAUCCCUUUAACACUAUCAAAACUGAAGUCGAAAUUGUAUACACGGGUUUUCAUUCCUCAUCAACAUAAGUCUCUUCAACUU
Messenger RNA from Neurospora crassa OR74A, 1784 nucleotides. Its product is annotated as methyltransferase LaeA. NCBI's taxonomy places the organism in Eukaryota, Fungi, Ascomycota, Sordariomycetes, Sordariales, Sordariaceae. The record is from RefSeq and is a predicted model, not a curated record. The coding region runs from base 544 to 1524 and encodes 326 amino acids. Gene Ontology annotation, molecular function: methyltransferase activity. The transcript is spliced from 8 exons.